This is a messenger RNA of Rhodotorula graminis WP1, 559 nucleotides long. RefSeq lists its product as uncharacterized. The record is from RefSeq and is a predicted model, not a curated record. NCBI's taxonomy places the organism in Eukaryota, Fungi, Basidiomycota, Microbotryomycetes, Sporidiobolales, Sporidiobolaceae. Gene Ontology annotation, cellular component: mitochondrial large ribosomal subunit. Gene Ontology annotation, molecular function: structural constituent of ribosome. The coding region runs from base 65 to 460 and encodes 131 amino acids. The transcript has 2 exons.
CGCCGAGUGCACCGAGACGCACCCCAGCCCACACCGACAGCCCACCCGAGCCACCCCCGCCACCAUGCGCCCCUCGCUGUCCCUCCUCAAGAACACGUCCCGCUCGGCGCUCAACUACAAGCGCUCCCAGCAGGGCCUGUACGACGGGCGCAGCAUCCAGUCCGGCAACAACGUCGGCGAGACGUUCAACAACAAGACGCGCCGCAGGUGGCUCCCCAACGUCCACUCGAAGCGCGUCUACUCCGAGGCCCUCGGUCGAUCUCUCGCCCUCAAGGUCACGGCCGGCGCACUGCGCACCAUCGACAAGGUCGGCGGACUCGACAACUACCUGUUCCGCAUGCGGCCCGAUCGCCUCGGCGACAAGGGCAUGGAGCUGCGCCAGAUGGUCCAGGACGCACAUGCCCAGAUCAAGGCAACACGGCGAGUGGCGACGAGCGGUCAAAUCGGCGAGCAGGCAUAGGGCGGGGUCGCACGUUCUCGCGAGCGAGGGUCGAAGGAGGUCAUGUACUGGCGCCGCCUGUGCGCCCUCUCUGUAACGAUACGAGCAUGUCGCAGUACC